CCACGAAGGAUUUCCCAGCACCUGAUUUUGACACAGCAAAUGAACCAGCGACGACUUCCCGACACCUGCAAAGCCCGAUUAUCGGUCAGAGGGGCUACGUGGAAAUUACGAAACAGUGAUGGAUUACCGGAACUCUCUGAUGACGUUUCUGUGGUUUGUGGGCCCUGCUGAGGCUUAGGGGAAACGUGGGCGCCGGAAUGACUGUCACGGCGUGAGCUGCCGAGGAAGCAGGCGAAUCUCCUAUAAGAACGCAGUAAAGUGUCUGUUCCUCUGACCCCCCCGCCCGGCUGCGGUGGUGCUCAGGCCUCAGCAUGACGGAGCCGGAGCUGCUUACAGAGGUGCCAGCAGCGCUGAAGAGGCUCGCUAAGCAGGUGGUGCGUGGCUUCUAUGGGGUGGAGCACGCCCUGGCCCUGGACAUCCUGAUCCGUAACCCAUGUGUGCGGGAAGAGGACAUGCUGGAGCUGCUGAAGUUCGACCGGAAGCAGCUGCGCUCGGUGCUCAACACGCUCAAGGGCGACAAGUUUGUCAAGUGCCGCAUGCGGGUGGAGACAGCCGCCGACGGUAAGGCCACCCGCCACAACUACUACUUCAUCAACUACCGGGCGCUGGUCAACGUGGUCAAGUACAAGCUGGACCACAUGCGGCGGCGCAUUGAGACUGAUGAGCGCGACUCCACCAACCGUGCCUCCUUCCGCUGCCCCUGCUGCUUCAGCACCUUCACUGACCUAGAAGCCAACCAGCUUUUCGAACCCAUGACAGGCACGUUCCGCUGUACCUUCUGCCAAACCGAGGUGGAGGAGGAUGAGUCGGCUGUGCCGAAGAAAGACGCCCGCACGCUGGUGGCUCGCUUCAAUGAGCAGAUCGAGCCCAUCUACGCGCUGCUGCGGGAGACCGAGGAUGUCAAUCUGUCCCACGAGCUGCUGGAACCCGAACCCAGUGACAUUCCUGAGCUGAGCCGUGGGCGGGCUGCGCAGGCGUCAGCCGGCGGGCCCAACCGGCCCAGUGGGCCUCACCGGGAGGCCUGGUCCUCCAAGGGUUCUGCUUACGCGGACCUGUACACGCAGAACGUGGUGAUCAGCAUGGACGAGCGCGAGGAACAGCAGCGUCCGGCGGCCGACGCCAAAGCGCGGCCCGUGUGGCUGACAGAGAGCACCGUGCAGGGGGCCUACAGCGAGCCUGACGUCCUCCAGACCCAAGCCGAGGACAUUGCCGGGAUCCAGGCGGGCCGCACUGUGGGUCGGGAUCCACAGCUGGACGAGAAUGAGGUUAUGCGAGCGCUGCUGAUCCACGAGAAGCGUGCCGGGUCAGGGGCGGCACCGGCGGGCGGGACCCUGGGCGGCACCCGGGCCCCGGCCAACGCCAGCGACUCGGAGAGUGACACCAGUGAAUCGGACGAAGAGUCUCCCCCACGCCCUGCACCUCCUGUCGCCGCGCGAGGCCCGGCUGAGGAAGACGAGGAGGAUGAUGACGAGGACUUUGAGGAGGUGGGGGAGGAGGAGCCCAUGGUGUUGGUGGGCGGGAGGCCGUUCUCCUACCGUGAAGUCAGCCAGCGGCCUGAGCUGGUGGAGCAGAUGACUGCGCAGGAGAAGGAAGCUUACAUAGAAAUGGGCCAGAACAUCUUCCAAGACAUGUUCUUCUAAGCUGCUGGUUGUCCUCCUGGCCACGUUGGGUCCCCCGCCCCCAUCCACUUCCACUGUGAAAGCUGCGUAUGUGUUUGCUGGCAAGCGUCUCCCAACUUAAUGAAUAAGGUCUUAGUCAUGAGCCAAUGGAAGACGCUUGUGUUCUCCUAACCGGACAGGCUCUCCUUAAGGCGGAUGACAGAGGUGCCAAAUUGACCAAUAACAUGCUCUGUCCUUUCUUGAUACACUUUGCACCCUCAGAGCUGGGCAGCCUGUACCAACCUGCCAGUCUCCGCCUCUUAAUGGCUGCUUUGGUCUAGAUAGUUCAUCUGGAUGUAUUAGUUUAUUGCCAUUUUUCUGCUGGAUGAGCUCGAGUUCCUUUCGAACCAGGACUUGUAACACAGUCUUCCUGUGGCAACAGGUCCCCUUUCCAUAUUCAUAAGCUGCUUUCCUGUUCCUCUUCUGCUGUCCUGUUUUGCUUCCAUUUUUCUGCAUCCCCGGACCUGCAGCUUGAGUAAUACCUGUCGGUUCUGCGCCGUCAGUCGAGCCCCAAGAUGGCAGGAGCGGCACCUGACCAACGUUGGCUGUGGGUUGACACCUUCCACUCCGAAGACCUUUUUCCCCACAUUUACAGAGAAGUGGAUCUUUCUCUCCGCAUCCUUUCCUGUGUUGAAUGGUUUAUAUUUGAUUUAGUUUUUAUAAUUGUUCACUUGUUUUAAUUUGUUUUGAGUUUGGUGGAACCUUGGUUGAGUGAAGCAAGUCUUGCGAGGAAUAAAGAGUUUCGUAAAAACUUUAAA
Molecule: messenger RNA, 2416 nt
Organism: Paramormyrops kingsleyae
Lineage: Eukaryota; Metazoa; Chordata; Actinopteri; Osteoglossiformes; Mormyridae
Gene: gtf2e1
Product: general transcription factor IIE, polypeptide 1, alpha
Biological process (GO): transcription initiation at RNA polymerase II promoter
Cellular component (GO): transcription factor TFIIE complex
Source: RefSeq, a predicted model, not a curated record